UUGUUAGGUCCUCUUAUUUUUUUAAACUGCAAAACAAAGCAUGGCUGAGUAUACAUUGCAUACAUGUUUUAUGCCCUCUUCUUCUUUCUCCUUAGAGAUGCAUGAGAAUGUAACAAUGAACCAGUUUGGAGAGUUUAACUCAACCAUCUUGGACAACUUCAGCAACUCGGACAGCUUAGUUGAAAAUUUCCUUGGCUUUCAUGGUCAAAAUCCUGAUUUUCCUUUAAACUCGUCUUACAACUCUCUUGGUACUUCACAUUCAAUCCAUCUGAAUGAAUUUCAAGAUCAUACUACCAACAUGACCAGAGAUAGUUCUCAUGAAACAAAGAAGAUGGAACCACCAGAAACAGGCUCAGAAGAUGUUAGCUCCACAGCCUCUGCAAAUUGCUCGAAAGGCGGUGACAAGGAGAAAAAGAAGAGUUUCGGAAAGGGAAAAAGAAGGAACACUAAGAGAAAACAGGACAAUCCAGAGGAAGUCAUUCAUGUAAGAGCAAAAAAAGGCAAAGCUACUGAUAGUCACAGCUUAGCAGAAAGGGUGAGAAGAGAAAAAAUAAAAAACAAACUAAGCUUCCUGCAAGAGCUUGUUCCUGGAUGCCAUCAGACAAUGGGUUUGGUGAUGAUGUUGGAUGAGAUUAUCAGUUAUGUCCUCUCGCUGCAGAACCAAGUUGAGUUUCUUUCCAUGGAGCUUGAAGCUGCAUGUUCUUAUGACUCCAGCAGACUCAGAAGAGGUAUAAAGAGUGAGCAGGCAACAGGUUCACAUGACACAGAAGAGAUGGGGAAAUGGGUGAGGGAACAAUAUUAGAGAAGAGUUGCUUCUGUGCUCAACAUGUUUGUCCCCUUUGAUUGCACUUCUUUUUGGCACUACUUUAUAUGAGUUUAUAUAUAUGCUGUAAGAAAAGUCACAUCAUGACUAUGCUUCCUUUCCCACUUGUCAACAAACCAAAUCCCUUCUCUUUUACCAUGACUUGGCAAAUUCAUGUCAAUGAUAUUUGAAUCAUUACUUCAAACAAAGGUUUGAAACAAAAUCUGCAAAAAUGUGUAAAUAUAUUUAUGUAUGUAUAAAUCUGUUUCAAGGGACAAACUGUCUUUAGUUUUGACUGUUUGAUGUAAACCUUGUUUUGUACUAUUCUGAUGUAUCAAUGUCGCCAUGUCGGCCAUAGUGGCCAAUAAUGUAUUAGCUUUUAAGGGCUAUAUUUUGUAAAUCUUCUUGGAAGUUCUGUGACAAUUUUCGUAUGAAUUUUAGCAUUUCUUGUGA
Humulus lupulus (European hop) is the source of this 1255-nucleotide messenger RNA. Its product is annotated as transcription factor BEE 3-like. Gene Ontology annotation, biological process: regulation of DNA-templated transcription. Gene Ontology annotation, molecular function: DNA-binding transcription factor activity; protein dimerization activity. Gene Ontology annotation, cellular component: nucleus. The transcript is spliced from 6 exons. The record is from RefSeq and is a predicted model, not a curated record. Lineage: Eukaryota; Viridiplantae; Streptophyta; Magnoliopsida; Rosales; Cannabaceae. The coding region runs from base 41 to 802 and encodes 253 amino acids.